AUGCAGCGCGUCGGUACCAUGCGAAAUUGUAGCAAGUCAGCUUGCGUCAACAACUGUGACCGUAAGGCCGACUGCGAUCCGGGCGGCUACGGCGAAGACUAUGUGGUCUGCUGCUCCAAAUAUGGCUUUUGCGGGACAACAGAAAAGUUCUGCGGCACCAAGGAUGUCAACCGACCGAGCUGCACCGUCGGAGAGAGCACCCGUUUCAAGCGUGUCGUUGGCUAUUACGAAACCUGGGCGACGGGGCGAGCAUGCAACCGGUUCUCCCCGGAACAGAUCCCCGCCGGCGUCUACUCGCACAUCAACCUCGCCUUUGCCAGCAUCAACCCGUCAACCUUUGAGCUGGUGCCAGCCGCCAAGGCUGACACGGAUUUGUACAAGCGCGUGGCGAACCUCAAGGCCGAGGACCCCCGUCUCAAAGUCCUCGUCGCCGUGGGGGGCUCGGACUUCAACGACACGGGGCCGACGGCGUCUACGUUUUCCGACAUUGCGAGAAGCGAAGCGGCACAGGACAAGUUCGUCGACUCGGUUCUCAAGUUCAUGUCUACCUACGACCUGGACGGGAUCGACCUGGACUGGGAGUACCCUGCGGCCAAGGACCGCGGUGGACGGGACGAUGAUUUCGCCAAUUUCCCCAAGUUGAUGAAGACGCUGAAGCAAGCACUCAAGGAGUACGAGGUUAGCAUCACGCUCCCGGCCAUCUACCGAAAUCUUCAGCACUUUGAUCUCAAGAGCAUUGCGCCGCACGUGGACUUUUUCAACGUCAUGACAUACGACUUGCAUGGCGCCUGGGAAACGCCUACCGAGUCGGGCGGGCCGUACCUUGACUCGCACACGAACCUCACGGAAAUCAAAAGCGGACUGGACCUUCUCUGGCGCAACGGCGUCGAUCCCGACAAGGUGGUGCUGGGCCUUGCGUUCUAUGGCCGCGGCUUUGUGGCCUCCAGCUCCUCCUGUCUCGGCCCGGGAUGCACGUUUGAGUCCGGCACCGAUGCCCUGGUGUGCAGUGCCGAGGUCGGCUCUGCUCUCAACUCGGAGAUUGACGACCUCGUCGCCGAGCAGGGCAACUGGCUCACCUACGACGACGAGGAGACGCUCCAGCUGAAGGCGGAUUUCGCGCGCAGCCAGUGCCUCGGUGGCGUCAUGGUGUGGGCCAUCUCGCACGACACCGAGGACGCAAAGUACUCCACGGCUCUCUCGCGCGUCGCCCCAAGGCUUUCCAGCUCGUAG
Colletotrichum spaethianum is the source of this 1230-nucleotide messenger RNA. RefSeq names its product killer toxin subunits alpha/beta. Gene Ontology annotation, molecular function: chitin binding; hydrolase activity, hydrolyzing O-glycosyl compounds. NCBI's taxonomy places the organism in Eukaryota, Fungi, Ascomycota, Sordariomycetes, Glomerellales, Glomerellaceae. Gene Ontology annotation, biological process: carbohydrate metabolic process. The coding region runs from base 1 to 1230 and encodes 409 amino acids. The transcript has 5 exons. The record is from RefSeq and is a predicted model, not a curated record.